AUGUCUGCGAAUACUUACAACGUUCUUUCCCAAUUGGGAAAAGGUGCUUUUGGAACCGUGUAUUUGUGCGAAAGAAAACACAACAAAUUAAAAAUUGUCGUCAAAGAAAUCAGUUUAACCGCGGAUAACGAAAAAUCUCAAACGGCUAAGAAUGAGGUACAAAUUUUGCGAUCUCUAAACAACCCCAACGUGAUUAAAUAUCACGAUAACUUCAUCAAAGAUAAUUCGUUAUGUAUUAUUAUGGAGUAUGCAAGUCAUGGGAAUUUGUACGAGUUACUCAAAAAUCGUCAACAACGACUUUCUUUUUCGGAGGUUAUGAAGUUUUUUUGCCAAAUUGUGAUGGGGCUAAAACAUAUUCAUCAAAAAAAAGUUGUUCACAGAGAUUUAAAACCAGAAAAUAUUUUUUUAACCGGCAAGGAUGGGGAUGUUGUUAAAAUCGGCGAUUUUGGGAUAUCAAAAUUAUUAGCAACCCAUACUGAUAAAACAUCUACUUUAAUUGGAACAACAAAUUAUUUAGCACCAGAAAUUUGCGAUGGAUUACCUUAUGAUAAAAAAUCAGAUAUUUGGUCUUUAGGAUGUAUUUUAUACGAGCUGUGUGAAUUACAUAGAUAUUUCGAUGGAAGUAUCACCGAUAUAAUAACAUCAAUAAAAUCAGGAAAACGUAAACAAAUCGAUAUCAACACCUACAGUUUAGAUUUACAAAAUAUAAUUGACAUAACCGUUCAAAUGCCUCCAGAAAAUCGCCCAGAAUGUGUUAAUAUCAUGGCUUAUCCAAUAAUGGCUCACAACAUAACAAAGUUAUGUGUUAAUCUUGGUAAUUUACAGGAUGAAAAAUGAUAUGUUAAAAAUAAAUUUAAACUUUUUCUUAAC
Onthophagus taurus is the source of this 870-nucleotide messenger RNA. RefSeq names its product serine/threonine-protein kinase Nek8-like. Lineage: Eukaryota; Metazoa; Arthropoda; Insecta; Coleoptera; Scarabaeidae. The record is from RefSeq and is a predicted model, not a curated record. Gene Ontology annotation, molecular function: protein kinase activity; ATP binding. Gene Ontology annotation, biological process: protein phosphorylation.